Messenger RNA from Triticum aestivum (bread wheat), 1822 nucleotides. RefSeq lists its product as uncharacterized. NCBI's taxonomy places the organism in Eukaryota, Viridiplantae, Streptophyta, Magnoliopsida, Poales, Poaceae. The record is from RefSeq and is a predicted model, not a curated record. The coding region runs from base 110 to 1654 and encodes 514 amino acids. The transcript is spliced from 3 exons.
GACAGCAAACAGGUCUCCACUAGUAGUUCGGCUGCUCCUCUGCACGACGCACCGCAGGGAGCAGAGCCGGGACGAUACGACCGCUCUGCUUCUCCUGUAAGCCAGCGCGAUGCCUUCCCCGCCCUCGUCCGCCGUCAUCAUCCUCAGCGACAGCGACGACGACGACGACGCGGCCGCCCUCUUGCUGAUCGCUGCGGAGCGCUUCACCUCGUCCCUGACCACCCAGGCCGAACUCAAGGCCCUCUGCGAGAAGCACGGCGUCCCGGGGAAGCUCGCCGCGAGCCCCGCCGGCGACCUGCGCGCGUGCUCGCCGCCUCCGCCGAAGGCCGUCUGCGUGUACGCGCACGCGCUGGAGGCCGGGGUGCGCUUCCCGCUCCACGGCUUCUUCUGCAAGACGCUCUCCCACUUCGACCUCGCGCCCGGCCAGCUCACGCCCGACGGGUGGCGCGUCCUGGUCGGCUUUCUCGCCCUCUGCCACGACGCCUCCGUGCCGCCGUCGGUCGCCGUGUUCCGUCAUUUCUUCUCGCUCCGAAGCAGGAAGGGCUGGUACUGCUUCCGGUGCAAGGAAGGUGCCGGCGCGCUGGUUACUGGCCUGGGCAGUUCCGAAUCCGACGGCGAGUGGAAAAGGGGGUUUUUCUUCCUGACGGCGCCGGAGGAAUGGCCGUGCCCCGUUCGCUGGGGCGCGCCGACCGCUAAGAUCUCCGCCGCAGGCCCGGAGCUAUCGAGCCAGGAUAAGAAAUCGGUGGCGGAUUUGGUGUACAAACACGGCGCGGCAGUUGAUCUCCGGACUUACCUCCGCGAGGCCGAUCUUGCGGCGGCCUUCUCCUCCAACCUCGCCGGCGCAUCACCUCCGCCUUCUCCUCAUGCUACUGAUGCCAAAGGCAUUGAUCCGUCGGAAGAGAGUGCGGCAGAAACCGCGAAGGUGAACACCGAGCCGGACGGCGACACGCUGCCGUUGUCCGGAAAGAAGAGGAAACGGGGGGAGACCGCUAAUGUAGAAGACGAAGUUUGCCGUUCUCCGCUGACCACGCCGCCGCCUGCUUCCCCACCGGGAUUGCCUGCACGGCCGUUGUCCGGCGGCUCGGCCGCGGUGUCCGACCCGUGUGCCCGGCGGGGCUUUUUCGACCCGAAGCCACAGCACUCGCCCGUGCCAGACGCACACGACGGCGACAGCGCCGACUGGAAGGUCUCGCAGAAGGUGCUAGAGUGCAUCGUCACGCCGUCGCGGGACGACAAGUUCGCGGCGUCGAAACCCACCGACGUCGUCGCGUCGACCUACGUAGCAAUGCUCCAGGCCGCGAACUACGUGUCCUUCUCCUCGGGCUACGCGCUGGACCUGGACGAGAAGCUGGUGGCGCGGGAGCGCGACAAGGUGGCGCUGUUGGAGCAGCUGGACAAGGAGAAGGCGGCGAGGCAGGCCGCCGAGGCGGAGCUGGAGAAGGCGAAGGCCGAGCUCGCGGCGGUGAAGCGCGCAACUAUGGAGAGCGCCACGGCGACGGCGGUGCAGCAGUUCCUGGGGUCCGAGGAGUACAAGCGGCGGCUCGACGAGCACGCCGCGGCAGGGUACGAGAGCGGCGCGGAGGAGAUGAAGGGCGUCGUGCUCCGGCAUUACCCGCGCCUCGACGCCGCCAAGCUGGUCCUGCCGCUUGAUUAGCUCAUUAUGAUUAUCAGCUUGAUGCUUUGAACUUGGAGCCGUUUUUGUUCAUCUUCUGUAUACAUGGGAAACUGCUCCGGAGAACUGCUGAGCCACUUAUCAAGUUCAUCGUCAAGAUUGUUAUUGGUUCCCGCAAAAAAGAAGAAAAGAUUAUUAUUUGUGGUGGAA